AUGGCUUCAAGCUUCAAACUCGCUUCUCCGCCCCACGUGGCGGAUUGUCCGGCUUCAACUCACCACGUCGACGAAUCCAGUAUUCAUGGAGCAUGUCGUGCUUCCAAGCCGAGCCAUGCUCGUCGGAUAGGAAAUGUGCAUGGAUCACGACUGCCGCCAUGUCAGCUCGUCGCGCGACUCGCAUCGCGAGGCCAUGGCCAAGUCCGCCUUCAACGGACCUACAGCUCCCCCAAUGUGGCCGCCAAUAGCCCGGCUACGGCGCAAAAAGGGCUCUUCGACCUCGCCAUCGACAUCUCUCGGACGCUGAUGAAUGGCAAUGUAGAGAUGCAAUUCACGCAGUUUAACCCCACGGGUGUAGCCACUUCCAAGAGCUUGACCAAGGUCGGCAUCGCCCACGAGUACCUCUUGAGCGCUCGGGACUUGCGCAUAAUUGACCUGCCAUCUAAUGGAUUUCCGCACAUCCUGAUCCGAGAAGACACCUUGCUGAUGCACUUGUUCGAUUUACGACUCCUCGUGCAGGCGGACAAGGUUCUGCUGUUCAACGUGGACGGCGUCGAGGACAACACCACCCGCCGCGUCUUCACCCACGAUCUCGAAGCCAAGCUUCACAGGCCGCAAGCACCGUACAAAAGGGCAACCGAGGCGUUUGAGCUGCGUGUCGUAGAGGUCGCCCUUGCGUCGGUGACGUCGACCCUGGAAGCCGAGUACCUGCUCCAAAUGGCGGACAAAGAAGGGGCGCUCGUCUACUCGGCGCUUCGAGAGCUGCUGGACAUUUCUCGAAGACUCGCCCGCAUCGAGAAGCGCGCGCGGCUCGUGCGCAAUGCCAUCCAAGAGGUGCUCAAUGACGACGCGGACAUGGCCGACAUGUAUCUCACCGACAAGCAGCGCGGCCAGCGCCACUUGGCCCACGAGCACCAAGAGGUAGAGUACCUGCUCGAGGCGUAUUUCAAAGCCAACGAUGCCAUUGCGCAGGAAGCGGCCAGUCUGGCGGAGAAUAUCCAGAGGACAGAGGAGACGGUCAAGUCGAUUCUGGACGUUCGGCGGAAUCAAAUCAUGCUCCUGGAAGCCAAGGUGGAAAUUGCCAUGCUCAGCUUGGCCGCGGCAACGCUUGUAGCGGGCUGGUAUGGCAUGAAUGUCAUUAAUUACUUUGAGCAGAGCCCUCUGGCGUUUGCAAUACUCGCUUCGGGCUCCCUGGUUGGCAGUGCGCUGAUAUGGAGGUCCAUGAUUCGGCGUUUGCGGCUCAUCCAACUGCGUACUACUAGAAGGGAAUAG
Molecule: messenger RNA, 1272 nt
Organism: Metarhizium acridum CQMa 102
Lineage: Eukaryota; Fungi; Ascomycota; Sordariomycetes; Hypocreales; Clavicipitaceae
Biological process (GO): mitochondrial magnesium ion transmembrane transport
Cellular component (GO): mitochondrial inner membrane
Molecular function (GO): magnesium ion transmembrane transporter activity
Source: RefSeq, a predicted model, not a curated record